Molecule: messenger RNA, 1338 nt
Organism: Cutaneotrichosporon oleaginosum
Lineage: Eukaryota; Fungi; Basidiomycota; Tremellomycetes; Trichosporonales; Trichosporonaceae
Source: RefSeq, a predicted model, not a curated record
CACGCAGCUCUCACCACACCUCAUCUCACCUCAUUUUGACUGAUCCCGAUGGACGCCUCCUCUUUCCCGACACUGGUGGACGAAAUCCUUUUGCAUCUGUCGCGGAACACCCUGCGCACCCUCCGGCUCGUCUCGCAUGACUUGAAGGAGCGCGCGGACCGCCUCCUCUCAGAUCAUGUCCGGCUGCACCUCGGCAACUCGCCCGACGACCCCGUGCUCGCCGGCCCGCUCGGUUUGCAGCCCAAGACCUGGCUUCCAAGGACGAUCCGGGCGCAUGCCGACGCACCUGCAUCUUUCGGCGCACCGGAGAGUGGUGCUGCAGAGAUGGUGAAGCGUGCGCAAGUGGUGGACAUAGUCUGGGGACCGGAUACUCAUUAUCUUGGUUAUCCCGCUAGCUUUGCGCCGCGACACGCGCUCGAGGACGCGAUUGCAGGCGGCGCGCUCUCGGCGCACAGCGUGCGAGUGUACCUCCCUGGCUGGCGGGACAGCUUCACGAACGGGCAAGCGUUGCACAUCCGCGCCGACUUGCCAGACUUGAUCGUCUUCGCCCCAGACGGCAGGGGAGACCUCAACGCGCUUCCGACGAUGCGCCGCGUCUGCCUCGCUGUCGACGGGGGCAUCCACCGUCGCAUCCCUCAUCUCCGGCUCGAGCGGUACGAGGCCGGACCAGACGAAUAUGUCGUACAUCUCCUCGCCGAAGGGAGUUUGCCUGGGCGAGCGAAGCGGGCAGGAAUCCCUGACGCGCGGGAGGAAGUGGGAAUGCUCUUCCGCGACACGCUGGUGGGAGACUUCAUGCUUGCGCUGGACCGGUGGGCGCGUUCUACAGCAGCUCGGGACAUUGAUCUAGGAUGGGGUCCGGAUCCGGAGGUAAACGUGGAAGAAGACGGCGAGUGGCUCAGAUGGCUUGUUGAGUCCGAGGAUGCGUUUAUCCACCCCGCCUUGUCUCGUCGACCAGCGCGAUACACCUUCGUCGGGGGGCAGCGCGCAAUCACCGGCAACUUCGGGCUCCUGAGCGACGCUCCGUCGCUCGACAUUGGGCGGGCAGUCGUGCGUACUAUGCUGCGAUCCAGGUUGGCGAACCACCGCUGGGUGCCCGUGCCGGUCAUUCUUAGACUCGUGAGCGAGCGAGUCCGCUUCCUUGACCCCGAAGAGUAUGCUGCCGAGGUCGGUCCAGAGCAGUUUGCCCUCGAAACUUGUUGGGAUCCAUACGAUGGCUCGGACGCAACGUAUCUUGCCUAGCACUACCUUGCAUCUACCGUCUACAGAAUAGGAAUACACAUACCACUACCACAGCUCACUUGCACCGCUGGUGCACAAUGUUCAUGCCGUGCUCCUCGU